CCUCCAACCCUUUCCCAGGAUCUGACUUUCCCAACACGGCCCGCCAGCGCCCAUCUCUCUCCACGCGUCACGCCGCCGCGCGGCCGGCCGUCGCCGGCCGGGAACCCAGUCAGUCUCCGCUCCCGCCAUAACUUAAACGCCCCACGGAGCACGAAAUACCCGUCCUGCCCCUGCCUCUCCCCACACCGACCCCGGGCCGGCCGGUGCCUGUUCCGGUCAUUUCCCGCCUCGCGUGAGCCGCUUGCCGAGUCCACCUUCACCUCAGAACAAAACCGUCCCCGUCGCCGUGCGACCGCAGCCGCAGCGCGACGCGAUGGCCGGACCGACGCCGACCUACUCCGCGAUCGUGUCCCACACCGCCGCCUUCCUCGCGGAGCUCAUCGCCGACCCGCUCCUGCGUCGUCACCUCCUCUCGGCGGCGGCGGCCGCGGACGGGCAGCAGCACCCGGCCGCCACGCUCCAGGCGCUGUCCCUCGUGUCGGACGCGCUCGACACCGCGGCCUCGGGCUCGCCGUCGCCAUCCCCGUCGUCGCUCCGCGCCGCAGAGCGCCUGCUGCGGUCGCUGCCGGCCGCCACCCCGCUCUCGUGCCUCCUCCUCGCGCUGGCCCGCGCCGCGCGCCGCGGCGGCGGGGCGGCGGCCGCGGCCGCCGUGCUCGACCUCUUCGCGCUGGACCCCGCGCUGGCGCGCCACGAGCUCGCGCCCACCGUCUUCGAGGCGCUCUUCGCGCCGCGGCUCCUCCCCGUCAUGCGCCACUUCGCGGCGCGCCGCGCCUCGGCCGCGGUGGCCGCCGCCGCGGCCAAGGCCAAGGACGAGGAUGGCGGGUCGGACGAGGCCACGGCGGUGUCGGCGAUGCGGGUCCUGUCGCUCAUGAGCGGCGCGCAGGCGCAGGAGAUGAGGGCGCUAGAGCGGGAGUACGAGAAGGUGCUCGACGCCAACUGCAAGGCGUACGCGCACUACCUCAAGAGGAUCCUGGAGGCCGGCGAGCCAUCAUCGACGGCGGUGUCGCCGUCGCCUCCUCCUCCGGAGCUCGUGUUCGGCGUCGGGGACGACGGAGACAGUCGCGGCGACGAGGACGCCGCGCCGGAGAACGACGACUCUGUUGCCAGCUCGCAGAGUGAACUACGGGACAAUCCGAUGUGGGCGGAGGCGGAGGAGCAGCCGGGUGAUCUUUACCCGCGGCGGCAGAGCAGCAUCAGGGGCAGGAAGGACCUCAUGAGGCCGCCAAGCCUGUACCCGCAGCGCGUGCCGCCGCACCUCAUAGUGCAGCAGCAGCAGCAGCAGCAGCAAGCGCCGCCGCCGGUGGGCAGAGGGAGCCCGGCGUCAAGGAUCCGAGCGGAGCACUCGCGGUCGCGGUCGACGGCGGCCGCGCCAUCAGACGACAGCACGGAGGAGUCUUCCUCCGAGCUCCGUGACGGCAAAGAGGAAAAGAUCGCAGCGCCGCCACUGUCCUCCAAGCAGCCACGCCUACGCGCCGACGCCGGCCGGCUGUCUCCGGAGCCAGCGAGCAGCAGCUCCCCAGCGCGCGGCAACGACGACACGCCGGGGCCUCUGCCGACGCCCAAGGACUUCGUGUGCCCGAUCACCAGCCAGGUGUUCGACGACCCGGUGACGCUCGAGACCGGGCAGACGUACGAGCGGCGCGCCAUCCAGGAGUGGCUGGACCGGGGCAACUCCACCUGCCCCAUCACCCGCCAGCGCCUCCACGGCGCGCAGCUGCCCAAGACCAACUACGUCCUCAAGCGCCUCAUCGGCGCCUGGUGGGAUCAGCAGCCGCAGCCGCAGCGGCGGUCGUCCCCUUCCCCUUCCCCUUCCCCGCCGCCAGCCACGCCUCCUCCGGCGACGAUCGCCAUGGCGGGCGACAGUCCCGCGACGCCGCCGCCGUUCCUCCUCCCCGUCAAGGCGGCGGCCACCUCGUCGACGUCACCGGACGCCAACACCAGCGCCAGCGCGCCGUCGCCCACUAGCGUCAUCGCGCAGGCCUCGCUCGAGAGCGCCGUGGCCGAGCUCCGCGCCGCCGUGUCCUGCCUCUGCACGUCCGAGGACCUGUCGCAGUCCGAGCGGUCGGUGCUCAAGAUCGAGCGCCUCUGGCGUGACGCCACCGCCGCCGGUAGCUCCGAGGCCGAGCCGGCCAUUCUCGCCGCGCUCGCCAGGCCCGCCGUCGUGAACGGUUUCGUGGAGAUCCUCUUCAACUCCGUCAGCGCGCAGGUGCUUCGGGUCGCCGUGUUCCUCCUCGCCGAACUCGCGUCCCGGGACGACGCCGUCGUGCAGACGCUCACCAGGGUCGACUCGGACGUCGAUUGCCUCGCCGCGCUCUUCAAGAAAGGCCUGGCGGAGGCCGCCGUGCUCAUCUGCCUCCUGUCGCCCGCGCCCGAGCAACUCGUCGAGAUGGACCUGGCGGAGGCGCUCGUCGCCACCAUCCGCCGCGGCGGCGACGAGGACCCGCUCAAGAUGUGCGUCAGCCCCAAGGCCGCGUCGGUCAUCCUCCUCAGCCAGAUCCUCGUGGAGGCUGCCGGCGCGACUGACAGCUCCACGUCGCCGGUGCCCAGGUCCGCGCUGCUGUCCGAGAGGUUCAUUCGGAGCCUCGCCGCCAGCCUGGAGGCCGAGCCGGUGGAGGAGAGGCUGGCCGCCAUGCGGAUCCUCCUCAGGUGCAUCUGGGAGGACGGUCACUGCCGGAGCAGCAUCGCCGAGAAGGCGUCCCUCAGCGCCGUCCUCGACGCCUUCCACACCGUCGGCGACGCCGACAAAAUCGACAUCGUGCGCUUCCUCUACGAGCUGCUCAAGCUGAAAAAGCGAUCGGCGGCAGAGCGUCUUCUUCGCAGCAUCAAGGAGGGUAGCUCCUUCAGCAUGAUGCACACGAUGCUCGUGUACCUGCAGUCCGCGCCGCCGGAGCACGCCCCUGUCGUGGCGGGGCUCCUCCUCCAGCUUGAUCUCCUGGUGGAGCCGAGGAAGAUCAGCAUGUACCGCGAGGAAGCCGUGGACUGCCUCAUCCAGUGCCUGAAGAACACCGACUUCCCGCGGUGCCAGCUCCUCGCCGCCGAGACCAUCAUGUGCCUCCCGGGGAAAUUUUCGUCGUCGGGGAGGCCGCUCGCCCGGUCCACGCUGCUCAAGCUGGCCAGGGUCAAGGAAAGGUACCGGCAGUCGCAGGACCUGAGCGCUGCUCGCGCCGACGCCGAGGACGAGAUGGAGGAAGGGAAGACGGCGACGGACUGGGAGAGGAAGGCGGCGUACGCGGUGGUGAGCCACGAGUUCGGUCUGGUGUUCGAGGCCCUCUCGGAGUGCCUCAGGACCAAGAACGUGGAGCUGUUCACUACGAGCCUCGUGUGCGCUACCUGGCUAGUGUACAUGCUCUCCCUCCUCCCCGAGACCGGCGUCCUCGGGGCCGCCCGGGUCUGCCUGCUCCGCCAGUUCGUCGUCGUGCUCCGCUCUGCCAAGCACGGCAGCGACAGGGUCCUCGCCAUGGUCGCGCUCAGGAGCUUCAUGAACGACCGCGAGGGGAUGCACGACAUCACGACGUACAUCAAGGACGUGCUCAAGACGCUGAGGGAGCUCAAGAAAUCCUCCGGGCUCGCGUUCGAGAUGCUCAAGCUGCUAUCAGACGGCCAGGAAUCCAGCGUCGACAUGUGGAGCCACAAGGAGAUCAACCAGGUAGACUGCAGCUCCAACGGCGAGGUGACGUCGGUCGUUUACCUCAAGAACUACAUCUUCUCCGGCCACUCUGACGGCACACUCAAGGUAUGGGAAGGGAGCGAAAACAUCCUUCGUCUUGUCCACGAGGCUCAGGAGCACACGAAAGCCAUCACCAGCUUGUCAGUCCUGCAAUCGGAGGAGAAGCUUUUCAGUGGGUCACUGGACAGAAGUAUAAGGGUGUGGCAGUUCCGGGACGGCGUGCUCCGGUGCGUCGAGGUCCAUGACACGAGAGACCCCGUGCAGAGCCUUGCCGUCGCAAGCGCCGUGGCCUGCUUCGUGCCGCAAGGCGCCGGCGUCAAGGUGCUGAGCUGGAACAGUGGCAACUCCAAGCUCCUGAACCCCAACAAGUACGUGAGGUCCAUGGCGCUGGUGCACGGCAAGCUCUUCUGCGGCUGCAACGACGGCAGCAUUCAGGAGAUUGAUCUGGCGAGUGGCACGCUGGGCGUGAUCCAGUCCGGCAGCAAGAGGAUCCUGGGCAAGGCGAGCCCGGUCUACGCGCUGCAGGUCCACGACGGGCUGCUCUACACCGGGAGCACGCCGUCGUCGUCCGUGGACGGCGGCGCGUCCGUCAAGGUGUGGAGCUGCGCCAACUACGGCCUCGUCGGCUCCAUGGCGACAGCGGCGGAGGCGCGGUCGCUGGUCGUGAGCGCCGACCUCAUCUACGUCGCCUCCAGGACCGCCGCCGUGGAGAUCUGGUCCAGGGAGAAGCUCGCCAGGAUCGGCACGCUGCAGGCGGGCGGCCCCGGGUGCCGCGUCCAGUGCAUGGCUGUCGACGCCGACGGCGACGUCCUCGUCGUCGGGACGUCGGACGGCAGGAUCCAGGCGUGGGGAUUGACUUGACAAGACGAAGAAUGAUUGGGUGUACAGGAGUCAGACGAUUGGUGAAUAAAAUGUGGAAAUACGAGUUGCAUAUGCCGAUUUUUCUUUGUUUUUUGUCACCUGGCACGAUUUUGCACGAUCUGCUAAGUGUAGAUAUCGACCUUUUAAUGA
This is a messenger RNA of Sorghum bicolor (sorghum), 4678 nucleotides long. Its product is annotated as putative E3 ubiquitin-protein ligase LIN. The coding region runs from base 314 to 4528 and encodes 1404 amino acids. NCBI's taxonomy places the organism in Eukaryota, Viridiplantae, Streptophyta, Magnoliopsida, Poales, Poaceae. Gene Ontology annotation, molecular function: protein binding; ubiquitin-protein transferase activity. The record is from RefSeq and is a predicted model, not a curated record. The transcript has 11 exons. Gene Ontology annotation, biological process: protein ubiquitination.